AUGGGUGCUCUUGAGAGGCUAAAGACUCUCAAAGCUAAUUAUAAACUGUCUAUUAUUAUAUUGCUAGAACCUGUUUUGCAAGAUCCUCCUCAAAUUGGUCUUGCGGACAGUGUCAAAAGACAACUGGGUAUGGAUCAUUGCUACUGCAAUAUGAAUAACAAGAUAUGGAUCUUAUGGAGUAAUAGUUAUGAGAUUGUGAUUAUUGAUGACUGUGAUCAAAUUGUUUCUGCUAGCGUUAGAGGUCUCAAUAAUAAUGAGCUGGCUUUUUUAUCUGCUGUCUAUGCUAAAUGCGAUAGUAAUCUCAGACAAGAACUAUGGGAAUCUAUUGAAAGUUUCUCUUCAGAUUUAAAUGCUCCAUGGGCUGUUUUAGGGGAUUUUAACGUGAUUGUCGAAGCUGAUGAAAAAAAAGGGGGAAGACCCUUCAAUAUUUCUGAGAGCUUUGAUUUUCUUAAUUGUAUGGAGGAUUCGGGUCUUCAAGAUGCAGGCUUUCUAGGAUCAUCCUACACUUGGUGUGAUAACAGAGGGCAGAAUGCCAUUUGGAAGAGACUAGACAGAGUCCUGAUCAACGCAGAGUGGACUUCUUCUUUUGAUUUUACUACAGUUAAUCAUCUUCCAAGCACUGGUUCUGAUCAUGCUCCUUUGUUGGUAAACUGUCAAAAAGAAGAUGGCAAUCCUAUUAAGUUCUUCAAAUUUCUCAAUCUUUGGGUUGAUCAUUCAGAUUUUCUUAAUGUUGUCCAACAAGCUUGGGAGGAGAACAUUUAUGGAAAUCCUCUAUGGAUCCUUCAUCAGAAAUUGAAAAGAACUUCCAAGGUGUUGAGUGUUUGGUCAAGGGCUACUUUUGGAGACAUCUAUGAGGAAGUGACCAAGAUGGAGAGCAAAAUUGCUGAUCUAGAAAAUAACCUUCUAGUUGAUAACUCUCCUAAAAAUGGAACUCUUCUUAAUCAUGCCAAUGCUGAAUACAUAAUUGCUCUUAAAAGAAGGGAUUCUUUGCUGAAACAAAAGGCUAGAAUCAAGUGGCUAGCUGAGGGUGAUGUUAACUCUGCCUUCUUCCACAACACCAUCAAGGGAAGAAGAAGGAGACUCAGUAUACACCAGAUAAAAAAUAGAGAUGGUGAUUGGAUUUUUGGUAAUCAGGACAUUGCUAAUGCAGGCAUUCAACAUUUCCAAGAGCUAUUCAGUUCUUCAGAAGGAGACCCAGAUCAUCCUAUUUUGGAUCUCAUAUCUCCCAUAGUUACUAAUCAAGAUAACAUUGAGCUCAACUCCAUACCUACUAUCCAACAGAUAAAGGAAGCAGUUUUUUGUUUCUUUUUUUGUGCUGAGGAAAGAGGGAAGGAGGAGCGGGAGAGAGAGAGGAACGAGGGAACAGGUGUGGGGGACAAGCGGGGAACAGGGCGUAGUGGGGGAGGCGGCUAG
Lycium barbarum (goji berry) is the source of this 1413-nucleotide messenger RNA. RefSeq lists its product as uncharacterized. The record is from RefSeq and is a predicted model, not a curated record. The transcript has 2 exons. Gene Ontology annotation, molecular function: catalytic activity. Lineage: Eukaryota; Viridiplantae; Streptophyta; Magnoliopsida; Solanales; Solanaceae. The coding region runs from base 1 to 1413 and encodes 470 amino acids.